Molecule: messenger RNA, 1783 nt
Organism: Girardinichthys multiradiatus
Lineage: Eukaryota; Metazoa; Chordata; Actinopteri; Cyprinodontiformes; Goodeidae
Exons: 4
Coding region: 327-1049 (240 amino acids)
Source: RefSeq, a predicted model, not a curated record
UGAAAGCAUACCCAACAAAUUCAGAAUUUGAAGCUGUUGCCUCAGCACUGGUGCGAAUACACCCAUGUCUCAAAGAACAAGGAUCAGCAUCCGGCUGGAGCGGUUGGAAAAACAGCUUGAAGUUCAAGAUGGGAAAUAACCGAACAAAAAUUCGUAGGCUGGGUCACUGUGACGUCACAGUGAAUGGUGGUAAACAUGGAAAGCACUCUCCGUGUGGAGACCCACCUAACAAGAGAAUCAAAAAGCCAAAAAGAGGAGAAAUAAAUUACUUACCAGAUUAUCCAGAUGGACAGGAUGACUCCACCCUUGAAGAUGCUUGACAGACCAUGGUGGAUGAAAUGAAAAAGAAAACCCCAAAUGGAGCCCUCAUCAAGCAGAAGAUGGAUCUGACAUUUCCUCUUCGAAGGAGUGAAGUUGUAAAGGACAAGCCUGCCAUCACACAGAUAUGUGAACGCUGGCCUGCUCUCUUUACUGAACAACAGGUGUGUCUGGAGUUCAGCAGGGUGGUUGGUAAGAGUCUGAAACAGGAGUUCUACGAGGCCCUUGACCAUCAUAGUCCCAGGCUUAUGGAAAUCUUCAAGACAAAGAGCGGCCUCACAGGGCAGGUGUUGGCUGACCUGAUGCAACAAACGAAGACUUUGAAUGUGACAGAAAUCAGAUGCCUUGUCCUCAGGGGGCUUCCUAUAAUUCUCGGCGAUGAUCCUUCCACCUUCUUCAAGGCCUGCGUUGACGUUGAUGAUGAGGGUUUAUACAAUGAUGUCCCCGUGGGGAUCCUCUACCAUGAACAGGAAUACAUCACUCCACAAAAGCAGUCCCUUCACCACAACACAUCCUCGGUGGGAAUCAUCUUGGAGGGAAAAAUUGUGAUGGAUGCUAAGAGCCUUCCGCAGGCCAUGUACAUUGUCUUUGGACUUACCUAUGCACUCCAUCUCAACUACCCGAAGUACAUGAAGAACAGUUUUGAUUUUUUUCAACAGGUACUUCUGAAAUUGGGUAAGACAGAUCUGAAACCUAAACUUCAAACACUUAAGAAUCAGCUUGCAAUGUAAGAUCCAGGAUCUCUUUUCCACAAGUUUUUACAUGUGAGGUUUUUUUUUUUUUAUCAAUUGGCAGUAAAAUUAUUUGUUUUCAAUUGGCCGUAAAAGAAGAAAAAGGAAAUAAUAAAUCUGGCCAUUUGUUAAUUAAAAGUUUGAUAGAAGGGAAUGUAUAGAUGUAAGGAGAGAGGGAAGGACUGAAAAACAAUAUGUGUGGGAUAGAGAAAGCAAAGGGGGGUCACGAGGAGGGAAGGUAGAGAUGGGAGAGUGUGGGCUCUAGAUCGGGCAUCUACUGUUAGUUUUAUUUUUCAACAUUAUUCUGUAUCAUUCACUUUUUGUUAUCCUGAAAAAACUGUUUUUGUUAACUUCACAAAUGCCAAGAUGAUGGUGUGGAGUAGAGGCGGAGGGGAGAGUAUGGCUGUUAUCUGCUCUCUGUUGUUUUUUACCCUCCUGUUCUCUCCUUUUUCAGUCUCAACCCCUUUUUUGUUUUCUUCAUAGACAAAUUUGUUAUUUCGAAACGUUAAAAUGCCAGUUAGGGCUUUGGUUUAUCUUGCCUGUAUCUCUGCCAAAUUUGAAGAGGCACAGUACGAUGUUGUAAUGAUUGGAAGUGAGUGAGCUUUGUGUGCCAAUACAUUAGACAAUUUUUUUUUUUACAGAUCAGAAUAUGCUCACUAAAAGCCUAUUGGGCCAUGACUGUUUCUUUUGAUGCUAAAAUGAAAAUGUUCAAUAAAAACAAUUAAUCAGUAAAA